AUGAGACUGGACAUUGCAGUCGUCGCGCUGACGCUAUUCGCGCCCGCCUGGGCUGCAGCCAUCGACUCCGGUGUCCACGGAUCAAACGUCGCUGUCCUCGCCCCCAAAGCAGAGCGUGACAACUCCAAGCAAGACGAGAAGCUAUGGAAGCGCAAGGGUGGCGGUGGAGGCGGCGGCGGUCGCGGAGGAGGGUCAUCAGGUGGGUCCCGCUCGGGAGGUGGUAGUCGCACUGGCGGUUCUUCUGGUGGUUCCCGUUCAGGCGGCUCCAGCUCCGGCUCUGGCUCGGGCUCAAGCUCAUCUCAAGGUGGUUCAGGUUCAGGUUCAAGUUCUGGAGGUUCUCGAAGUGGUGGCUCCGGCGGUGGCUCCAGUACAUCGAGAGGCGGCUCUCGCGACAACGCUGGUGGAGCGACGAGGACGGGUAGCGGACCGGCUCCUGCCUACGGCGGCGGCAGAUACUACGGUGGUGGUGCGACGGUUCCUUAUCGGGCCGGUGCAUCGAGAGGCAGCAUGGUACCGUUCUUCCUUGUUGGCGGUGCUGCCCUGGCCUUCUGGCCCGGUCUCUGGCUUGCUGGCGCACACAUGUACCCCUACAGCCAUCCUUACCGCUACUACAACCAGACGGCGCGCGAGAACCAGACGAAGGCAGUCCUCUGCGGCUGUGCCGACGAUUUGCCUUGUGGCUGCGAGGAAAACAACGCUACCGAUUACAUGAACUCGCUCCUCGGCAACGGAAGCUACGAUGGCCUGAACAAGUCUGUCGUCAACAUCGGCUUGGUCAACGGCACAGAGACCAUUCUUAUCAACGGUACUCUGCCCUACGGCACGACUGCUGCUGGCGGUGACGAGGAGGUUGGUUCCGCCGCCUUCAGGAACGCCGUGGAGGCUCUUGGUUUCUGGCCCGUCGCGGCGGUUGUUCUGGCGACGGUAUUCGUUGCCUAG
Messenger RNA from Colletotrichum destructivum, 939 nucleotides. RefSeq lists its product as uncharacterized. The record is from RefSeq and is a predicted model, not a curated record. Bases 1 to 939 code for a protein of 312 amino acids. NCBI's taxonomy places the organism in Eukaryota, Fungi, Ascomycota, Sordariomycetes, Glomerellales, Glomerellaceae. The transcript is spliced from 2 exons.